Molecule: messenger RNA, 1845 nt
Organism: Dermacentor silvarum
Lineage: Eukaryota; Metazoa; Arthropoda; Arachnida; Ixodida; Ixodidae
Exons: 1
Coding region: 1-1845 (614 amino acids)
Source: RefSeq, a predicted model, not a curated record
AUGCGGAGAUCGGCCGGCCGAAGAACCGGCCGGCAGCAGGCGAUCCUCGACGAUCUGGAUCCGGGCACCUGCAGCUCCAGUCCCAGCAGCGGAAGCGGGUUCAAGGAGUUGGACGACGCGAAGUUCGCGGGGGCGCACCGUAGCAGCUCCGCUACGAUGGCGCACUUGUCGACACCCGGUGCCGGUGAGACAAAACUGACGACCUUCGUCCGUUCUGAAGACGACGACGACGAGAGUGGAGUGCCUCCGACGGCCCAUUCUGCGACGGUGCCCGAUCAGAGACUGCCAAGCGCCGACAGAAAGGAGUUCGCCGUGUCGCGCACCCCUGCCCGACAGAGAACGUUGUCUGGGCGGUGGAGCGCCAACGCCUUGCGUAGUCCCGGAAACCGCCGCAGCAUAAGGACACUGGCCGAGGAAUCGUCCGAAAGCGAAGCGGAGGCCAUUGCAGAGCGCCACUCGAAAUGGGUCACAUUCGGGAAGCCGUGCGUCCUGCCGGCGGCGCUGAUGACAACCCCGCUUGAAAACGAACAAGGCGGCUGUUCUGAAAAGAGCGGCUCGUUAAAAGACACAGCGACGCCUUGUCUCGGGCUUGCCGACGACGGCGCCAGGGAAGGCUCAGAGCUGGAGCAGCUAAGCGAUGAACGCUCCGAGCCACUGCUGGACAUCAGUGACCUGAUCGAGGCUACAAGCGCGCAGUUGGAACGCGCUGGAAACAGCGAAAGCUGCUGGACGCCCCUAAACCUUGGCAAAGACCAACCGCGACAAGUGCCUUUAGAAGAAAAGGUGGCCGCCUGGGACCCCUGCCAAGAAGACAGCUAUGCUCUGUCGCCGCCCGGCGAACUCGAGCUAUUUGAACUUGACGUGUUCUAUCCGAGGCGCCCGGCACGACCUGCGGCGGCUACGCGUAGGAUUCGGACACGCAGUUCCGCGCACAGUUCUUCGCGCAUGUCGACGCCGGUUAGCCCGCAGCGGUUCAAGAAGCCACUGUCAGCAAGGCCGCCGGCUGCAAACAUGUACGAAGACCUGCGGUGGAUCGUUGAAUCGUCCGAAAAGUCGGCUGGACCAUCUUUCCCCGCAGAACGCGUUCCUUCCGCCGACGUUGACACGGCGAGCGCCCAACCGCAACCUUCGAUCAGUCCGACUCCUGCCGCAUCUGCCCAGUGGCACUCUCACGAAGCGUUCGCGCCCAUCGGAAAACCGCCAUCGGUCGUGCUGCGUGCGACAUCACCUUCGAACAGCCGUCCACGAAAUGAGGCGCAUCGGUCCACGGCGCUUCAUCUCGUGAAUAAAGAUAGCCCUGAGGAUGUACCUAGCGGAUUCCCUGGUCACGAGGGCAGCUCUCCAGCACCGCCACCACCCGACGGCUUUGGCAAGCGCAACCGCACGCCUGCCGUCGCUUCUCCCGUUGAAGCGACUCCUGGCCCGGUACGGUCGGGAACCCAGCAGGACGAAGCCAAGGAAGGCGUCGUGAGGAGCAGAGAACCGGCCGAGCAAGAACCUACGGCUCAGGAAGAAAAGCACCACCGCCACAGACGCGACAUGCGGCGCAGAAAGCUCAAGAAGCUCAAGAAGAAAGAGCGGGCGCUGUCCGCACGCUCGGCGCGCAGCGAGGCCUCUGCUGUGCUUUCACCGGUGCGGCACAGCGGUCGGUCCGAAGAGGCCACUCCUCGCGACAGGCCGCUCUCUGCUUCCAGCCGCCGUGGCGCCAACGUCGACGGAGAGUCCGGCAACACCGGCAACGAGGAGACGCACCUCGACAGCGGCACCGUCAGUAUACGCAUCAAAACGUCGAUGCCGACAAGGUCGAGCAUGGUGUGGCCCUUCGACACCUCACGCGAUACCUAG